Molecule: messenger RNA, 4543 nt
Organism: Periophthalmus magnuspinnatus
Lineage: Eukaryota; Metazoa; Chordata; Actinopteri; Gobiiformes; Gobiidae
Product: neprilysin-like
Exons: 23
Coding region: 435-2747 (770 amino acids)
Biological process (GO): protein processing; amyloid-beta clearance
Cellular component (GO): plasma membrane
Molecular function (GO): metalloendopeptidase activity
Source: RefSeq, a predicted model, not a curated record
UUGUGCCUCCUCAGCCUCGUUUGACAGCGCUAGUGGCUGACAGGGUCACUCCAAAACACCGCCCUAGCGCGCAAGAGCGACAGCAUACAGUGCGCGGCGGCCACUUGGCUCUGUGUCAGCCGGCUGUUUCUAUGGACCCUCUGCUCUUCACUCCUGGUUCGUUCACUCUGCGCAACAGCACGCUACGGUCUGACGGGACGAGGUGCACGCUGUCUCCGGUAGAGGUGGUACAGUAGGUAGUUGGUGUGCGUGCGUUUGUGUGUGGGUCUGCACUCCUAGAAUAGAAAGGGAAGAAGAGGGAAGAGGAGAGAGGCAGAUCGCAGUGUGUCCUGUUCACAUUCAAGGGAAAGCAAAUAUCAUCUGGACUGGAAUCGCUCCGCACUUUGCACUUCCUUCCCUCCGUGGAUUUGAUGGAUGUUUGAUCAUUGGAUGUGAUGCCCUUAUAUAUCAUCGAUCGAAAAUUCCCCGACACAUCUGGUGAGUUCACACAGCUGGCUACAGACCGAGGAGAGCUGAAGAUGACGGAGAACAACCCCCCCAAACUGGCCAAAAAGCCCCGCUGGACGUCCCUGGAGAUCGGGCUCACUACUAUUGUAUCACUGCUAUUCAUUGUCAUUGUGUCCCUCAUCAUACUCUUUGCAACGCACAAGAAUGAUGAGAUAUGCACCACUGCAGACUGCACACAAUCAGCUUCACGGCUGCUAGAAAACAUGGAUGCUACAGUGGACCCGUGCGACAACUUCUACCAGUAUGCCUGUGGUGGUUGGCUAAAGAAGAAUAUCAUCCCAGAAAGCACAUCGAGAUACAGCACUUUCGACAUCUUACGUGAUGAGCUGGAGGUCAUUCUGAAAGGUGUCCUUGAACAGAGCGUUGAGGGUGAGGCUGCUGCACUCACCAAGGCCAAGACCCUUUACAAGUCCUGCACCAAUGAAAGUCUAAUAGAGCACAGGGGAGGCUUGCCAUUGUUGGAAAUGUUGCCUGAUGUGUUUGAAUGGCCGAUUGCACUAGACGACUGGGACACACGUUAUGGUGCAACUUGGAGACUGGAGGAUGUUGUUGCUAAACUCAAUGAAAAAUACGAAACUCAACUUUUGGUGAACUUUUUUGUUGGCACCGAUGACAGAGAUUCCAAUUCACACAUCAUUCAUUUCGACCAGCAGUCAAGUCUCGGCCUCCUGUCUCGAGACUAUUACUCCUGCAGUGGGCCGUAUGCAGAGGCGUGUCGGGCGUACGAACAGUUCAUGAUUGACCUGGCGAAGCUCAUACGCACGGACCGGGGAUUGUCCAUCAAUGAGACCAGUAUCAGGGAGGAGGUGACGCGUGUCUUUGACUUGGAAAAAGAUAUUGCCAACGCUACGGACACCCCUGAGGACCGGAACAACCCUGUGCUGCUUUACAACAAGAUGGAACUAGGAGACAUGAACGCUAACUUUACCCUUGAGCUCGAAUCAAAGACUUUUAACUGGACAUACUUUACAGCAAAAAUUAUGAACACUGUCAACAUCAGUGUCCCCGAAACAGAGAAGAUCAUCAACUACUCACCAAACUAUUACAGAAAACUCAACACUCUCCUGGACAAAUACAGCAAACGGGAUCUACAGAACUACAUGGUGUGGCGCUUUGCUAUGAACAUGGUAGUGGGCCUGAGUAGAGCGUACAGAGACACGAGGAAAGCCUUUCGAAAGGCUUUGUCUGGCACCACCUCUGAGGCAGCCGUGUGGAGACAGUGUGCUCUGUAUGUCAACAACAACCUGGAGAACGCUGUGGGACGCCUUUAUGUGCAAGAGGCCUUCUCCGAGAAGAGCAAAGAACUGAUGCAGGAGAUGAUUAAGGACAUCCGAGAAGUAUUCAUUAGCAAUUUGGAUGACCUGGCCUGGAUGGACUCUCAAACCAAGAAGGCAGCAGAGGAAAAGGCUAGAGCUAUCCGGGAAAGGAUCGGUUAUUCUGACAAUAUAAUGGACGAUCAGUUUCUCAACAAUGAGUAUAAAGAUCUCAACUACAGUGCUGAGGAGUACUUUGAAAACAUCCUGAAGAACCUGGAAUUUGCACAGAAGAAACGGCUUCGGAAACUCAGAGUCAAAGUCAACAAAGAAGAGUGGGUAACAGGAGCAGCUGUUGUAAAUGCUUUUUAUUCUUCUAGUAAAAACCAAAUAGUGUUCCCUGCAGGGAUCCUCCAGCCUCCAUUCUUCAGUAAAGGCCAGACCAAGUCACUCAACUACGGGGGGAUCGGCAUGGUGAUCGGCCACGAGAUAACACAUGGAUUUGAUGACAAUGGCAGGAACUAUGAUAAAGACGGAGACCUGAAGGACUGGUGGACCCCAGACUCCACUCAGAGGUUCCUGGAGUUGUCCAAGUGCAUUGUGGAUCAGUACGGAAACUUCUCUUGGGAUCUGGCCAAUGGGCUGCAUUUAAACGGUAAUAACACCCUUGGGGAGAACAUUGCUGACAAUGGUGGUAUACGACAGGCGUAUCAGGCCUACCAAAACUAUGUUUCACUGCAUGGAGAAGAACCUCCUCUUCCUGGUAUAAAGCUGUCCCACGAUCAGCUGUUCUUUCUAAACUUUGCCCAGAUUUGGUGUGGAACUCAUCGACCGAAGCAAGCUGUCAACUCCAUCAAAGUAGAUGUUCACAGUCCAGGACAAUUCAGGGUACUUGGUUCGCUUCAGAAUUUCCCUGAGUUUGCCAAAGCGUUCAAGUGCAGCAAGAACAGCGACAUGGUUCCAGAGACCGUCUGCCGUGUGUGGUGAUUCUGAUGGGACUAUAGUGGGGCUGCUGACUGUCUCAGCAUUUACCCCAUGACUAGAGGCGUUUUGAAUGUGAGGUGCAGAGAAGAAGCUUAGAGACAGCCCCUCAGCCUUUAAUAACCAAGUGGACCAGGAUUGGUGGACUGGCACCACAGUAUGCACUUGUUCUGAGGACAUGGUGGAAUAGACCUUUCCUUACAGGUGGAGAUAUAUUGUUCAUUCAUAUUUUAGUUUCCCUGGAAAUAAUCAUUCAUUUAUCAUUCAUUCAUACUCAUAAUAUGGUCAACUUGUGUUAUGACCACUGACAAACUUCAAAUGGCUCUCAUUCAAAGUGGGACAAACGUAAGACAUGAGAGGAUGUGAAGCUAAACAGUGUGUGGUGGCACAAGCUGCAGCAGGUAAUGCAUAACUGUGUGGUACAAAGUAAAAGUGCCAAAAACAUAAACAGCCAAGAUCACAAGGAAGAGAAAUGUGCGUUUUUUGCCAAAUGCAGACUGCCUCUCUUAUACACACACAUGUUCAAUAUAUUUUUAUACGCAUCUUUAUAUUGUAUACAGCUAUCCACUAUUAUACACUGUUUCAGGAAUGGAAGGUUAAUUAGUAGAGUUUCAGAUGAACCAAAAUAAUAUACUUGCCUUUCACUGCUGCUUAUAAUAUACAGAGUGGACAAUCCGCAACACCUUUUUAUAAAGCCUUCUCACCCAUGUAUUUCUCAUUAGCAGCACAUCACUGUCUCCUGUAGUCAUUAAGGUGAUUCUACAAAGCGGGCGACUGCAAUGCCUUAUGUUUCAUGUCUGCUGCAUUGGGCCAGUCAGAGUGGAUGUUGAUUAUUGAAUCCCAACUACAGCCAUAUACACGUAUUUGGCUCUGAGCAAGUAAGAUUUGUCAUUUGGUUUAUAAUUUGAGACACAGUGCAUAAUUACUUAUCAUUUUUGUCAUAUCUGUCAUUUUUAUACUCUUGUUUUUAUUAUCCAAAUAGUGAUGUUUAAAUUUGAAGUUGCAAACAAUGUUCAUUUUGACCAAAACAGUAAUAAUUAUAUUCAUCACUCUUGUGUCUAAAAUGGUUCUGUAUUUUAGUCAAGAUCUGUGAAAUCAUUGUUUGAAAUUAUAGACUAGAUGGAGCUGAUAAAAUGUCAGGCAAAUGUACUGGACUUUAUUCAUGGCUCAUCUUUCAUACCAAAAAACAUAUUUAAUUUGAUUCAAAUGAUACGAAUCACACUGCACUGCUUCAUGAAUCUUUGACCACAUCCACACAGCACCAGAGCUGUUUUUUGACACUAAGUUUAUCUCCUGAUGUUGGUCUUUUUGAUUGAAAACUAAUGCGUUUAAACAGUUUCAUUCAGGGGUGGAUCGUGUUCCCACUCUGCCAUCUGUUUAUUUCUGUUUAGAUUUUAUUUGUUGACAAAAAUGUCUGAUCGUUUAGCCAUAUUUUGAGCACUCUAGCUAAAAGCCUCCAUUAUGAGUAUUGUUUAGUUUUUGCCUUGUUUUGUCAGCAAAAAAAUUAAAUAUAAAACUAAAACUAUAACAAAAUCUAUUAGUUACCAAACCUGACACUGCUUUCAACACCGAGUGUGAAUCCCCUGUCUUUGAUUCUGAGUGCAGGAAAUGGGUGCAGAUUGUACACUUCUCAACAUGCACAGAAUCUGACGGAGCCUGUCAUGCUCUGCCUCCCACACUCCACCUGUAGAAAGAACGAUAUAUACCUCAGUUGCCUGUAUUUAAGUACUUUAUAAUACUGACGGAUAAUCAUAUUGAAGAAUUUUUUUGUUUAAAAAUAAAUCUUUAAAUUAAAAAUGAAA